AAUCGUAAACCAGUAAACGUAAUAAAAUAAACAGUACCCCAUAACUCUUUUAAAUGCCACGGUAAUUGUGUUGUUACGAGGAGUCGAAUUAAUUGCCAUUAAAGAACGGCAUCAGGAAAUGCAAAUCGGUGUCGUGACCUAACUUGUUGCUGCCAUCUGGGCAAUCCGGGCAAUCCUGGCCUCCGUUGUCAUGGGCAACGGGGUCGUUUUGUCGAAGCUUCUCCUGUCAGGCGUGCUAUUAAUAGUUAGAUUCAGUUUCCAGUUACCCAGUUAAGCAGCAACACUCGGCGGGAUCAACAACUUUUUGCGGAAAUAUAAAACAUGUCCUAUUCCAGCCGAUUUGGUUUCGACUUCCACCUGCCGGAUGAGGGAUGGUGCUACCCCAAGAACGACAUGCACUUCAUCCGCAGCGCGGAGUGGGUGCCCGUGGAGAAGGCGGGCGUGGGUCGCUCCUUCGCCAAUCCCAAUGGCGUGAUCUAUCCGCGGGUGGUCGGCAUGAUUCCACGCUACGGCGGCCACGUUCCGGGCAACAAAUUCCGUGUGGGCAACACCUACGGCCGUUCCACCAUCGACGCCAAGCGUCAUCUGGCCCUCAACCACGAUUGAGCAGCGAGUUCUCGGAUCACUAGCUCACCAUUAGCCAAUCAAAUUCGCUGUGUUACGCUUACAGAAGCACCCGAAAUAAAUCGUAUACAGUAGAAA
Drosophila erecta is the source of this 702-nucleotide messenger RNA. RefSeq names its product protein FAM166B. Bases 322 to 606 code for a protein of 94 amino acids. The transcript is spliced from 2 exons. NCBI's taxonomy places the organism in Eukaryota, Metazoa, Arthropoda, Insecta, Diptera, Drosophilidae. The record is from RefSeq and is a predicted model, not a curated record.